GUUGUUUCCUCUGGUCCACAAUGUCGUUCGUCGCAUUCUCCUGCUCAAUAUUCCACCAUGUAAGCAGCAGCGCACGUUUCUUCUCCACUAGCUUGCGUGCCCAGCGCGAAUACGCAAAUGUCCUUGUCUCACGGCCCAGCCCAGGCGUGGCACUCAUCACUCUGAACAGACCAAAGGCACUCAAUGCACUCAAUGCUGCACAUUUUCAAGAUAUAUCUGAAGCGAUGAAGGAGGCUGAUGAAGAUGCCAGUGUGGGUGCUAUGAUUCUGACUGGGUCAGAACGCGCGUUUGCGGCUGGUGCGGACAUCAAGGAAAUGAAAGACAAGUCUUUCGCAGAAGCCUACACCACCAACUUCCUCGCUGAUUGGGAGGUUAUCACUAAACUUAAAAACCAGUUAUUGCAGCCGUCAGCGGUUACGCCGUAUGUUCUUAAACUCAUUUGUCAGUUAUUACGUUUUCAUUCGGGUUAUUUCCUUCAGCUUGGCGGUGGCUUGGAGCUUGCAUUACAGGCUGAUAUUCUUCUUGCAGCGCCUUCAGCACAACUUGGACAGCCAGAAGUCAAUCUCGGAGUCAUCCCUGGUGGUGGGGGGACCCAACGUCUCGCUCGUCUCAUUGGUAAAUCGCGUGCUAUGGAACUCGUCCUCACCGGGCGUAUAAUUGGUGCGGACGAGGCAGAACGCUGGGGCAUCGUACGAGUUGUGCGAGAGGGCAGUGUCGUUGACGAGGCCGUAAAGGUGGCAAGCGAUAUUGCAAGCAAGGGACGUAUCGCAGUGGGUGCAGGCAAGGAGGCUGUGAAUGCAGCAUUUGAAAUGAGCCUCGCUGAGGGGCUGAGGUUUGAGAAACGGUUAUUCCAUGCCUUGUUUUCAACCAAGGAUCAGAAGGAGGGCAUGGCUGCUUUUGCUGAGAAACGCAAGGCAGAGUGGACGCACUCAUAAGGGCGCUCUGUAUAUUAUGAGGGAACCCCGCUCGUCAACACCCCCCGGGGGUGUUAUCCUGUAUUGACUCGCUUUAAUUCCAUCAUCUAGGUCUGAGUUUUCGACAUCAGAACCUAAAUUUACAUCACGAGACUAUUACAAAUGAGGUUAGGCAAUGAUAUUCUGAUUGUUGAUUGAUCGGCCUUAGCUUCAGCCAUCUACAUAUCUCAGCGGUUUGUGUCUAGCCGCGCUAGCAAUAUGACGAUUGUUG
Molecule: messenger RNA, 1185 nt
Organism: Suillus subalutaceus
Lineage: Eukaryota; Fungi; Basidiomycota; Agaricomycetes; Boletales; Suillaceae
Product: ClpP crotonase
Exons: 4
Coding region: 21-935 (304 amino acids)
Biological process (GO): fatty acid beta-oxidation
Cellular component (GO): mitochondrion
Molecular function (GO): enoyl-CoA hydratase activity
Source: RefSeq, a predicted model, not a curated record